AAACCAUGUGUAAUUUACGCUUUAUAGAUUAGAAUCAUGCAACUUGUGGCUUUAUUCAUUUUAGGGGAUAUUGUUUUAUUUAGUUGUUUUACCACUGGACUGUUUGGUCGAUGUAGCGGACCUUUGAUAUGCUGCAGAGGAUAUGAAUACGAAGCAAAGAAAGACAUCUGUUUGCGCUGUGACUAUCCUAUGUUUGGAAUUGGAUGCAGAGAAAAAUGCAAUUGUUCUAAAGAAAACUGCAACGUCUUUGACGGAUGUAUGUUACAUCUCACAAAAGAAACAGAAGACACGGCCUCGACUACCAACAUUAAACUUUCCUGGAUGACAUCACAUGUAACAACACAAACGCAUGAAACAAUCAGAAGAACCAUACAAUCUUACAAAAGUAUACAGGGAACAAUUUCUUUACAUGUUCUUUUAAAUAUCGAUAUAUUGUUGAGCAUAGUGUAGGUUGUAUCGUGUUUAUUGUUUAUUUAGCAUCUACAAUUACAUAGCUUACAUUUCCUCGCUGUUGAUAAACGAAGAUGAUAAAUUUCAAAUACAUUCAAAUAGUGGCAACUCCAGAAAUUUUCCACGAUCGCAGGCAUAAAAAUGAAAUCAAAUUGAAUGGCAUAAAGGCAAAAUAAACUAGAGGUACUGUGAGCA
Messenger RNA from Saccostrea cuccullata (small rock oyster), 645 nucleotides. RefSeq lists its product as uncharacterized. The record is from RefSeq and is a predicted model, not a curated record. The transcript is spliced from 4 exons. Bases 37 to 450 code for a protein of 137 amino acids. NCBI's taxonomy places the organism in Eukaryota, Metazoa, Mollusca, Bivalvia, Ostreida, Ostreidae.